CAUAAUGUCUCUGAUUUCCUGAUCUCCCAAUGUUUCAAGUAAACCAAUAUUUGUAAGAAUGCAUACUAUAUUUACUAAUACAACCUUGUGUAUGUAGUGGUAGUGCUGUCCAGAGGUAUAUGCUGUUUGCUACAGUGAAAGACAUUGUUAUGUGUAUAAAGCUUCUUUCAAGCCUGAGGUGUUCUGAGUUUACUCAGUCUGUUUAAAAGCAGAGGGACUGUUUGGAGAUCUCACAAAACUGCUACGGGGUGGUCCUAUUUGAGAGGAGGAUGACAGAACAGAAAAGGGAAUGGACACAAAAAGGAGAUGGUCUUUAAAGAGCAGACACUUCAGUGAAGGUGAGACACAGAAAGAAGCAUUCGAUUCUGGGAGAGGGAAGAAGUCGACAGAGAUCAAGAGAAAACCAUGGACACAUAGUAACUUGUGUCCUUCUUUUAAAAAGAUAAUCUAAAAACGGAGAGACCAACCACAGAGAAGAGAACACUGGGCACAUUUAGAAGUAGAGGCAAACUCUUAUGAAAAACAGAAAUUGAUGAGGACAGAGGAGGAAGGAAGUGUCACUGACUCUUCCAACUAUCGUGGGAAACUCCCAAAUAUAGAAUCCAGGGGAAAGACAAGUGCUCCCAUCAUCAUUCUUCUUCCAAAACAUUCUUCCCCUCUCAAGCGCUUAAAAAGACACUCUCAGUUCUCUUUCCUGCUCAUAUCAUCCACUUGCUCUCUGCACUAAGUGCAAGUGUGUGGCUCUCAGAUGUCCGGCUCUCUGCCCUUCCCUUCACCCUCGCCCUUUCCCUCAUGUGACUACAGAGAAUGGUCUGCAACCUGGGUGCUGAUUCCGAGCGUGUACCUCCUAGUGUUUGUCGUGGGUUCCCUGGGUAACGGCUUGGUGCUAUGGGUGUUCCUGGACCGCCAAGCGAGAGGCCGCGGGAGGACAGCAAGCAGUUCCAAAUCUUCCCAGACCACCGAGUCACUUCCUUGUCCCUCCCCUACAUCUUCUCGAACAGUAACAGAGUCUUUAAUAGCCAGUCUAGCGUUGGCUGACCUGGCGUUCGUCAUGACCCUGCCGUUGUGGGCGGCAUACACAGCGCUGGACUACCACUGGCCCUUUGGCCAUGUCCUGUGUCAGGUGAGCAGUUACAUUGUGGCACUGAACAUGUAUGCGAGUGUGUUUUCUCUGACUGGGCUCAGUGUGGAGCGGUACUGCGUCAUCACACGAAAGCGUGGCAGUGGCUCAAAGCAGGGGCGGUCAACCACACGCGCCAAGUGGAUUGUGGGUAGCGUGUGGCUGGCGGCUGGAAUCCUGGCACUUCCUGCUCUACUUCUGCGGACUGUUAGGGAAGUAGAUAUGGAAGAGGGAGAAGAUGGUGAUGGGCAGGACGGACACGUGUCCUCCUGCUUAUGUGACAUGGACUAUUCCAGCUUGAUCUCAAGUGAGCUGGACCCAGCAGCUUCGGAGCAGGUGGAGCUGAUGUGGUCAGCAGCUUUGGGGUUAAAAUCAACUCUGCUUGGCUUUCUAUUACCUCUUGUAGUGCUCCUCCUCUGCUAUGGCUGGCUAGGGCGACUUCUUUCCCGACACUUCAGCCUAGGCCCGCGUCCUGAUCAUACACGCCAACGCAGGCUCCUCCGUAUCAUCAUCACCCUUGUGCUGGCCUUCUUCCUCUGCUGGCUUCCCUUCCACACCAAUAAGACACUCUCUGCUAUGGUGGAACUGGGCAUCCUUCCCUUUUCCUGCAGUUUCGACCAGUGGUUGGUGGCGGCCCAUCCAUACUCCAUCUGUCUGGGCUACGUGAACAGCUGUUUAAACCCUCUGCUGUAUGCUUGCUGUGAUCCAGCUUUCCGGAAGCACUGCAGCGGUCUCCUUGUGUGUGCAUGGGUCAAAUGCAGAGGUCAGAAGGAAGGAGAAGAGAACGAAUACCACAAAAGUUCACCAAUACCAUCUGGGACACAUGAAGUGACAGUUAGUAAAGAAGAUCAAUGAAGAGAGAUUUAUUUGGCAGACUCUGUGACAGCUGAACUGUUUCUGUGGAAAAUUCUCAGAGGACUGUGAGGAUCAGUUUAUUCUUUCCAUUCAUCUGUGAGAUUUAGCAUGAACUUCACCCCCUCAAGAAAACAAGAUGCCAACAUAGUGUGGGAACUGAUAAACAGACAGGAUCCAGUGAAGGUUUUCCCAUGACAUUAUGCCUGAAGAGUAAAGAGGAGCUUUCAAACUCAAGAUGAAAUAAAGCUGCAUUUCCCAACUUUAUGGUGCCAUUCAGACUGUUUGUACAGUGUGGGCAUGUUGUUAAAUUAUGAACUGCUUAAAGUAUGAUAUUAGGCCUUAAAUGCAAUCUUUUUUUCCUUUUUUUAUACAUUUAACCAAACUUUGAAAGCCUGUUUAGCCCUAUCAUUGAUUUCAGGAUCGAUAGGCAUGUAUUUUUGUAUUUAAGAAUGUACAAUUAUGAAAUAAAAAAACAAAAAAAAAGUGUU
Messenger RNA from Carassius carassius (crucian carp), 2463 nucleotides. RefSeq names its product apelin receptor 2 (gene aplnr2). NCBI's taxonomy places the organism in Eukaryota, Metazoa, Chordata, Actinopteri, Cypriniformes, Cyprinidae. Gene Ontology annotation, biological process: immune response; G protein-coupled receptor signaling pathway. Gene Ontology annotation, cellular component: membrane. Gene Ontology annotation, molecular function: G protein-coupled receptor activity. The coding region runs from base 749 to 1975 and encodes 408 amino acids. The transcript is spliced from 2 exons. The record is from RefSeq and is a predicted model, not a curated record.